Molecule: messenger RNA, 1730 nt
Organism: Telopea speciosissima
Lineage: Eukaryota; Viridiplantae; Streptophyta; Magnoliopsida; Proteales; Proteaceae
Exons: 3
Coding region: 124-1470 (448 amino acids)
Cellular component (GO): membrane
Molecular function (GO): metalloendopeptidase activity
Source: RefSeq, a predicted model, not a curated record
CCCCACCACCAAAUUCUUUCUUUUUCGAUUUUUUUUUGGUCUCGACUCUUCUUCUCUCUUCUGAAUAGGAAUAGUAUGAAUUGAUGGAGGCUGGUUACAGUUGAGGCAUACUGUUUUAAGAUCAUGGGUUCUUACAGGAAAGCUAAGCUUGCUGUUGAUGCCUUCCGGGGCUUCGCUUCGAGGAUCGUAACCCGAGCGCCGAUUGGAGAGGCAAGCCAGGGAUUCAAGCGCCAGCCUCAUUCUUCGAUUUCUGGAACUGGGAACGCUAGGACUUAUGGCCUUUCUGGUUCAUCCUUGAUUUCUUGGAGAACAAAUCUUCAAAUUGGAGGGAAACAGAGUCAUCACCUUCCCUUUCUUGGCGGUGGGAAGAGAUUUUACUACGUAGAUCGGUAUCGAGUUCAGCAUUUCAGACCCAGAGGCCCUAACCGAUGGUUCCAGAACCCACGGACCGUGCUCGUUGUUGUUCUUGUUGGUUCGGGUGUGUUGAUUACUGUUUACUUUGGGAGUUUGGAGACAAUUCCUUAUACAAAACGGAAUCAUUUCGUGCUUUUGCCGAAGAGGAUUGAGAGGCAGAUUGGAGAAACUCAGUUUCAGCAGUUGAAGGCUGAGUUCAAGGGAAAGAUCCUUCCUGCUAUACACCCUGAGAGUGUUCGGGUGAGAUUGAUAGCGAGGGACAUAAUUGAAGCUCUGCAAAGAGGGUUAAGCCAUGAACGUGUGUGGGGCGAUCCCGGGUAUGCAUCGGAAACCAGUGGGAUGUCCGAAGGUAGCACCACCCAUGAUGCUUUGACGGCAUUGCGUAGCGGUGCAGAGGGGAAGUUUGAAGAAGGUUGGAACCGUGAGGAUGAGAUUCUUGAUGACAAGUGGGUUGAAAAGUGCCGGAAGAAAGGUCAUGAGCGGGGUUCACAACCUGCAACUGAUCAUUUGGAAGGAUUGAAUUGGGAGGUGCUUGUGGUGAAUGAGCCUCUUGUGAAUGCCUUCUGCCUUCCAGGUGGGAAGAUUGUUGUUUUCACCGGGUUGUUUGGCCAUUUCAAGUCUGAUGAAGAGAUAGCUACUAUAAUUGGGCAUGAGGUUGGACAUGCAGUAGCUCGACAUUCUGCAGAGGGGAUCACAAAGAACCUAUGGUUUGCCAUCCUACAGCUGAUUCUCUUACAAUUUGUUUCCAUGCCUGAUCUUGUUAAUACAAUGUCACACCUUCUUCUAAGGCUUCCUUUCUCACGGAGGAUGGAGAUGGAAGCAGAUUACAUUGGGCUAUUAGUGAUGGCUUCUGCUGGAUAUGACCCCCGGGUAGCACCCAAAGUUUAUGAGAAAUUGGGUAAGGUCGGAGGUGAGUCAGCUUUGAGUAAUUAUCUCUCCACUCAUCCCUCUGGAAAGAAGAGAGCAGAGUUGCUAAGCCAGGCCAAAGUCAUGGAAGAAGCACUUACCAUAUAUAGGGAAGUAAGAGCAGGCCGUGGGGUUGAAGGUUUUCUAUGAAAAGUUGAUUUCCAUCUGGAAGAUCAGCACAAUUUCUAACCAGGGUCAAUGUCAGAGAUGAAGCUUAAUCAUAUGCAGGGAGAUGAGCAGGCUAUGAUACAAAACACUACCUGAAAGAGUCAAAACUGUAUUUCUGAUUCUGAUUGCCUGCAUAAUGGCAUUUAUGCAACCUUUGAAUGCUUUCUGGUAGGCUCAACACAUCUGUUUGUGUGUACCAUGUAUUUUACCUUGGCAUUCAUUUCCAACCAAAUUUUCUAUGA